CGGGCUCCUUACUUCUCUGCACUUGGUCCCCCGGAAUGGUCAGGACCAUGGGACACUUGUUUAUGCUGUGGGUGGCUGCGGGCAUGUGCUAUACCGCUUUCGGUGCUUCUGCCUGGUCAGUGAACAAUUUCCUGAUAACAGGUCCCAAGGCAUAUGUGACCUACACCGCCAGCGUGGCCUUGGGUGCUCAGAUGGGCAUGGAAGAGUGUAAGUUCCAGUUUGCCUGGGAGCGGUGGAACUGUCCUGAGCACGCUUUCCAGUUUUCAACCCACACCAGGCCGAGAGGUGCCACGAGAGAGACAUCCUUCAUCCACGCCAUCCGCUCUGCUGCAGUCAUGUACGCUGUCACCAAGAACUGCAGCAUGGGCGACUUGGAAACCUGUGGCUGUGAUGAUUCAAAGAAUGGGAAAGCAGGUGGCCAUGGCUGGAUCUGGGGAGGCUGCAGCGACAAUGUGGAAUUCGGGGAAAAGAUCUCCAGACUCUUUGUGGACAGUUUGGAGAAAGGGAAGGAUGCUAGAGCCCUGAUGAAUCUUCACAACAACAGGGCUGGCAGGCUGGCAGUGAGGGCCUCCAUGAAAAGAACCUGCAAGUGUCAUGGCAUCUCAGGAAGCUGCAGCAUCCAGACGUGUUGGCUGCAGCUGGCCGACUUCCGGCAGAUGGGAAAUUACCUAAAGGCCAAGUACGACCGCGCGCUGAAAAUUGAGACGGAUAAGCGCCAGCUCAGGGCUGGCAACAGAGCUGAAGGCCGCUGGGCUCCCACCGAGGCCUUCCUUCCCAGCGCAGAGGCUGAGCUGAUCUUCUUAGAGGGGUCUCCUGACUACUGCAACCGCAAUGCCAGCCUGGGCAUCUACGGCACAGAGGGGCGGGAGUGCCUGCAGAACGCCCGCAGUGCUUCCCGGUGGGAGCAGCGCAGCUGUGGGCGCCUGUGCACCGAGUGUGGGCUGCAGGUGGAGGAGAGGCGAACAGAGGCCGUGAGCAGCUGCGACUGCAACUUUCAGUGGUGUUGCACGGUCAAGUGUGGCCAGUGCAGGCGUGUGGUGAACAGGUACUACUGCACACGCCCUGCAGGUAGUGCGGGGCCCCGGGGCACCACCACAAAGUCAUUUGUUGCUUAGUUGCACGACAGUGGAGGUGGAGACUGAACUUCUGGUGUAGGGGGACACAGACUGGAAAACUGGGACCUCACAGAGUUGGCCUGUAGACCUUCCACGAUAGGUGGGGUAGGUGGAUGAUGUUACAGCAUCUUCUUCGCAGGGCUGAAAUCGGAACCUUGUUCUCCUGGCUUGUGGACCCAGCCUUUACCACACAGUUACUCUUGGACUUGAGGAGCUUGUUAAAGACCGAGUUUGGUUUGGAUGCACAUCCAGAGGACCCUCAAACAAUUUGUUCCAUGAAGUUUCAGAUACUGUUCCUUCCGCCCAGUUGUGCAGCUGGGAGUUAGAGGGAAGAGAAGCUAAAGGAAAGGAAUUCUGGGGGCCAGGAGAGGUGGCUCAGUGGUUAAGAGCACUGGGUGGCCUUCCAGAGGCCUGGUUCACUUCGCAGCACCCACUUGGUGGCUGUGGGCCAUCCGUACCUCCAGUUCCAGGGGAUCCAAUGUCCUUUUGUGGUCUCCGUGGCCACCAAGCACAAAUGUGUGCAGACAGAACAUUUAUACAUAUAAAAUAAUAAAGUAAAACUUACAUUU
This is a messenger RNA of Rattus rattus (black rat), 1684 nucleotides long. It is a transcript of the gene Wnt8a, whose product is annotated as Wnt family member 8A. Bases 36 to 1115 code for a protein of 359 amino acids. The transcript has 6 exons. Gene Ontology annotation, molecular function: frizzled binding; cytokine activity. Gene Ontology annotation, cellular component: extracellular region. Gene Ontology annotation, biological process: neuron differentiation; canonical Wnt signaling pathway; multicellular organism development. Lineage: Eukaryota; Metazoa; Chordata; Mammalia; Rodentia; Muridae. The record is from RefSeq and is a predicted model, not a curated record.